This is a messenger RNA of Monoraphidium neglectum, 1416 nucleotides long. Its product is annotated as Protein strawberry notch. The transcript is spliced from 12 exons. Gene Ontology annotation, cellular component: nucleus. NCBI's taxonomy places the organism in Eukaryota, Viridiplantae, Chlorophyta, Chlorophyceae, Sphaeropleales, Selenastraceae. Gene Ontology annotation, molecular function: chromatin DNA binding; histone binding. Gene Ontology annotation, biological process: regulation of DNA-templated transcription. Bases 1 to 1416 code for a protein of 471 amino acids. The record is from RefSeq and is a predicted model, not a curated record.
AUGGACCCGCAGGCUCUGCGGGAACAGCAGGCUUUGAUUACACAGCGACAAGGCCAGCAGUAUGCGGCACAGUUGCUGCAGCAGCUGCAACGGCAGCAGGCGCUGGCGCUGGCGCAGCAACAGAGGGCGGGGGGAGCGGCAGCUGCGCUGGGCGCCCAUGCUUCAGCCAGACUCAUGCCGGGGCUGGCCGUCCCUGCUGCUCCUGCAGAAGACCAGGAUGUAGCCCCUGACGAGGAGCUGGUCGAGGCGGAGGAGGACGAGGAGAUCUACGAGGCCUACCUGCCCGCGCGCCUCGCGGAGGGCACGCCUCACCCGGACGUCAUCGUCGAGACGGCCAGCCUCGCCUCUGUCAAGCCGCCCGCGGUCACCUACCAGCACCACCUGCAGGACAUUGUGGCUGCGGCGUCGAUCUCCAACGCGCAGCUGGAGACAGUGGUUUAUGCCAACCAGCGCUUUGCGCAGCGGCUGCCUGGAGGGGCACGCGCGGGGUUCUUCCUGGGUGACGGCGCGGGCGUGGGCAAGGGGCGGCAGAUUGCGGCCCUGAUUCGCGAGUUCUUUGAGACGGGUGGCAGCCGCGUGCUGUGGGUGUCGACCAGCACUGACCUGCGCUAUGACGCGCGGCGUGACCUGGAGGAUGUCGGGGCCCUGGGCGUGGAGGUGCAGCCCCCGGAGAAGGAGGCUCUGCCGAAGGGCCAGCUGUCGGAGCACUACGAGGAGGGCGUGCUCUUCGUCACAUACAGCCUUGUGGCCAAGAUCGGCGGCCAGGACGCCGGCAACCGCCGCGGCCUCCUCUCAGACGCGCUGCGCAGCGCCUGCAACGGCCAGCCGCCCCCGACUGCCGGUCGCGGGAGGGGGCGGGGCCGGGGCCGUGGGCGCGGGCGUGGGGCGGCGCAGUCAGCGGCGGAUACGCAGACGGCAGCGGGCACUGCUGCGACUGUGCCUGCGCAGCCGCUCACUGCACUGGAGCAGACCGCCAUGACUCUGGCCAAUGCCGGGGUCAAGCAGGGCAGCAGGCUGUGGCAAAUUGCAGAGUGGCUGGCGGGAGAGGACGGCUCUGGGGAGUGCAUGAUCGUGUUUGACGAGGCUCACCGCGCCAAGAACCUCGUGGCGGAUGAGAACAAGUCCACGCAGACCGGCCGCGCGGUGGCCGCCAUCCAGAAUGCACUGCCCAACGCGCGGGUGCUCUACUCGUCCGCCACGGGGGCCAGUGAACCGCUGCACCUGGCAUACAUGACGCGGCUGCUGGCACCAGGAUUCCGCGACACCUUUGAUCUGGUGUCAACCCUCAAGAAGGCGGGGCUAGGAUCGCUGGAGCUCUUUUGCAUGGGACUCAAGGUGGGGCGGAGGGCGCGGUGGGGCCACAUGUUGAACAAGCUCGAGCAAUUGCCACGGGGUGCUACCUGGCGCGCACCCUGA